Oreochromis aureus is the source of this 1320-nucleotide messenger RNA. RefSeq names its product E3 SUMO-protein ligase ZBED1-like. The record is from RefSeq and is a predicted model, not a curated record. Gene Ontology annotation, cellular component: nucleus. Gene Ontology annotation, biological process: regulation of transcription by RNA polymerase II. The transcript has 3 exons. Bases 1 to 1098 code for a protein of 365 amino acids. NCBI's taxonomy places the organism in Eukaryota, Metazoa, Chordata, Actinopteri, Cichliformes, Cichlidae. Gene Ontology annotation, molecular function: protein dimerization activity.
AUGAAAACGGAAGAGCGGCACUUUGCGGAGGCUUGUGCAGAGCAGUUCCAGACUGUUGCUCGCAGGUGGAGAAUUGAGGAGAAGGUGACAACAGUAGGCAUGGACAGUGCGCGCAAUAUGAUCGCCGCCGCUCGCAUCAUGCCAUUCAAUCACAUGCCGUGUACCGCGCACAUUCUACAGAGAUGCAUCACAGUGAGUCUCGCAGACAGUGGCUUUGUCACUGCGCUGGCCAAAUGCCGCAAAAUUGUUGGCCAUUUUAAGCACAGCCCAGCAAACACAGCAGAGCUGAACGCAGAGCAGGUGUCACUGGGCGCAAGCAGGAGCCGUUGGCCCAGGACGUGCCUCUGGCGCUGGAACUCCACGCUGGAGAUGGUGAAGCGCUUGAUCCGCAAAAACUGCAAGUGGGACAAACUCCAGAGACUGGAGACACUUCUAGAGCCCUGCAGAUAUGUGACUGAACUGCUGGGAGGAGAGGCCUACGUCUCCUGCUCUGUAGUUCUACCAGCCUUCUGCCACCUGCGCCGUGUCAUGGAAGUAACUGAUGAGGACCCUGCAUAUGUGGUGAGGUUUAAAGAGAAGUUUAAGGAAGACCUUGCUUCCCGCCAGGAACAUACCAACUAUGCAUGGCUCCAGAUCGCAACUGCACUGGACCCACGUUUUAAAGACCUACGCAGUGUGCCCAAGACUGACAGAGAAGCAGUGUGGACCACACUGGCAGGCAUGCUGCAUGAAGACUCUCCUAGAAGAUCACACACUGCAGAAGAAGGUCCAGCCAAGAAGAGGCUGAGCCUGCUGCAGAUGGACUCUGACUCUGAGUCAGAGGAGGAGGUACAGCAGGACAGAGCCAUACAGCGCUACAGAGCAGAGCCCUGCACUGCCUUAGAGGACUGUCCCUUACAGUGGUGGGCAGCUCAUGCAGGAGCCCACAGCCAGCUGGCCCGCCUUGCUCGCAGAUACCUGGCCACUCCUGCCUCCACAGUGCCCUGUGAGAGGCUGUUCUCUGUAGCAGGGCACAUUGUGAACAAGAAGAGGUCUGCUCUGCACUCAGAGAACGUGGACAAGUUGGUUUGUCUCAGCAACUGGCUGAAGGAUGAGUAGACCAGAGGACCGUGUGUUUAGAGCUUGUUCUAUGGUUGAAUGUGAUUUAAACAAUACUUUUCACUGUUGUUCAUAUUUUUUGCACUAAUCUACCUUACCCAAAAGGAUGAUUGGAGAUUUUUUCUAUUUUGCCUGUUGAAUUAGGCCUAUGUUCUGUGAACUUGAAGAUGUAUAUGGAUAAAACAAUGUGCUAGAUUUAAACGGGUGGAAAACAUUCAGUAA